This is a messenger RNA of Oncorhynchus masou masou (cherry salmon), 1231 nucleotides long. It is a transcript of the gene twist2, whose product is annotated as twist2. Gene Ontology annotation, biological process: developmental process; regulation of transcription by RNA polymerase II. The record is from RefSeq and is a predicted model, not a curated record. The transcript has 2 exons. The coding region runs from base 217 to 702 and encodes 161 amino acids. Lineage: Eukaryota; Metazoa; Chordata; Actinopteri; Salmoniformes; Salmonidae. Gene Ontology annotation, molecular function: DNA-binding transcription factor activity, RNA polymerase II-specific; protein dimerization activity; RNA polymerase II transcription regulatory region sequence-specific DNA binding.
AAACGUCCUGCGAGAGAAGGACGGUGCCAAGCGUACGUUUGAAAGUAGUGUAUCAGACUCCCAAGACGUAAAGAGAAGAAUAGUCGUAGAGUAAGACAUUUUUUAAAACGGCUUUCUGUCGGUGCCUGGCUGCAUAUUCGGAUAUAUUUUCUAACUCAGGCUUCAAAAGUGGAGACCGUUUUUUCUUCGAUAUCCUUACAUUUCUUUAAACGAGAAAUGGAAGAGGGCUCAAGUUCUCCCAUCUCCCCUGUGGAUAGCCUAGUGACCAGCGAGGAGGAGUUGGACAGACAACAGAAAAGAUUUGGAAGGAAGAGGAGACACAGUAAAAAGUCGAGCGAAGACAGCAGUCCGGGUUCCGUGAAACGGGGCAAAAAAACGAGUCCAAGCAGCAAUCAGUCCUACGAGGAGUUGCAGAACCAGCGGUGCCUGGCCAACGUCAGGGAGAGGCAAAGGACACAGUCGCUCAACGAAGCCUUCUCGUCUUUACGCAAAAUCAUCCCCACUCUACCCUCGGAUAAACUGAGCAAGAUCCAGACACUAAAACUGGCCUCCAGAUACAUAGACUUCCUCUAUCAGGUGCUGCAAAGCGACGAGAUGGACAACAAGAUGUCGAGCUGCAGCUACGUUGCGCACGAGAGACUCAGUUAUGCGUUCUCGGUGUGGAGGAUGGAGGGCGCGUGGUCAAUGUCUGCAACGCACUAGCACCCAAAGCCCUUCACUCAUUGCCAAAGCGACUGUUUACUUCUACAAAUGAAUGAAGACACCAAAUCUAUUGAAGAACCCACGAACCUCAGAAACAUUGUCAAGAGACGUAAAUGUGACACACAGCUCUCCUGGAGUGCGUUGAGUGCAAUUACCUAAUACAUGGAACAGUGUGAGAAGGAGUCAAAAUAACCUUGAAAAUCAUGUUGCAUACUCAGACAGUGUUGUCAGACAGUGUGGUAUGACGCUUCUUGUGUCUACUGGUGCAUUAUCACGUUGUUUUAAUGUCGGUGAUGAUAGUAGGAAAAGCCAUAUUUGAUAUUUUUUGGGGGGAAUUAUAUUUCGUUCUGUUUUUAAAAGCAAUACAUAGAAGUAUAUAAAUGUUUCUUAUUGUACAUACCUGUAAGUAUCUUCAGCUUGUAAGGGACCAAUGCAAUUUAGAAUACGUUAUUGAAGUACGCUCCAUGGAUGUUCAACUCCGUUUUUUUUUGUUGCCUAUUUAUUAAAACACAUAUUUUUGAAUGAUGAA